AUGGCCGUCGCACCCCCAACAACCUCGCAAAACCCUUUGCAGCUCGAGCUACAGGCUUUGCAGGCAAAGCAUCCUCAGUACCACGUUGUGAUUUGGGCUACAGAUGGUGGAUCUGCCAGUCUUCUGCCAGGAGCGCGAUGGAUUAAACGAGAUACCUUAUCCAUUUCAACCAAUAGACGAAACUCCUGGAACUUUACCUACGGUACACAUCUCUACGACUACUAUGUCAUCAUUGAAGGAAAGUUUGAAUAUCAUAACGAGAAAAUGAAAGCAACCGAUUAUUCGAGUUUCGUGGCCUCAACUGCUGGCUUCGACUUUGGGACGAAGCAAAGCGUCAUGAGACCCAAACCCGAAUUUCAAGCCGAUUCUUGGAUGAAGCAUCUGUCUGACGACCUGUGCUUGAAAGAUUUGACACUGCCUGGAACUCGUUGCAGCAGCGCCUCAAUCUAUUGGAUCAACGAUGUCGGGAACCUCGAAGUUGAGCCAGAGAUCAGCGACAAGGGGCUAAAAACACGGGUUCUCGACAUGAGUAAGUGUCACAGGGACAGUAUCCGAGCUCAGCUGAAAAGCGGCAUCCGCUUGCUGGACCUACGCUGCGACGAAGAACGCAGGCUACGACACGGGCCGCUGGUUCUUGAUAAGCAACUCGAUGACGUUCUCGAUGAUGUCAAGAAUUUCUUGGAAGAUAAUGAUCGGGAGGUUGUCAUGGUCAUGCUCAGUUUCUCGUCUGCUUCCGCGGUGUAUGAGGCCGGAAAGCCCUGGUCCGAGGGCUACAGAAUCGAGUACGACGAGGUGCCAGAUCACUUCAACCGAGAGUUCAAGAAGGAUAUGAAAAAAGAUAAGGACUUGUAUACGGGAAAGAAAUGGCCUCGACUUGGGGAAGUUCGCGGCAAGGUUGUCAUCUGUCGCGGGUGGGAUGUGGACGCCGAACAAGACCAAUGGGGAUUGCACUGUCGGCUGCCAAAAUGGGAAGCUGCCCAUGGUUUUACGUCAAAUAUCAAAGCCUCUGCUCUUGCAGCUCACAGAUGGAACGAGCUGGUGGGAGACUUUGGGAAACAAGACGCCCCCAAGUCAAUCGUGCUGGCGGCUUGUCUGCAUCAUGACCCGGCGGACGAAGAAAGUUGGAUUCCCCCUUUGCAGACCGCACCCAUACUUCAGAGGAAGGCGGAGGAAUACAUCAGAAAGAGCACGAAGAAGACGAAGCAUUUGUGGAUCUACGGGGACGAAAUGAAGAAGAAAACAAACAUGGCUAUCGCGAAGUUGAACUUUUUGGGAUCCGACGAUGUAGACUUCACUCGACCACCACCGAUGACGGUCAAGUCGGCACCCGUACUACUGGUGGCUAUACAUUGA
Colletotrichum phormii is the source of this 1353-nucleotide messenger RNA. Its product is annotated as PLC-like phosphodiesterase. Gene Ontology annotation, molecular function: phosphoric diester hydrolase activity. The transcript has 3 exons. The record is from RefSeq and is a predicted model, not a curated record. Lineage: Eukaryota; Fungi; Ascomycota; Sordariomycetes; Glomerellales; Glomerellaceae. Gene Ontology annotation, biological process: lipid metabolic process. The coding region runs from base 1 to 1353 and encodes 450 amino acids.